This is a messenger RNA of Aptenodytes forsteri (emperor penguin), 7022 nucleotides long. RefSeq names its product myosin VI (gene MYO6). The transcript has 34 exons. NCBI's taxonomy places the organism in Eukaryota, Metazoa, Chordata, Aves, Sphenisciformes, Spheniscidae. Gene Ontology annotation, biological process: inner ear morphogenesis; endocytosis; vesicle transport along actin filament. The record is from RefSeq and is a predicted model, not a curated record. Gene Ontology annotation, molecular function: actin filament binding; ATP binding; microfilament motor activity. Gene Ontology annotation, cellular component: cytoplasm; endocytic vesicle; myosin complex. The coding region runs from base 1 to 3858 and encodes 1285 amino acids.
AUGGAGGAUGGGAAGCCCGUUUGGGCUCCACACCCAACUGAUGGGUUUCAGAUGGGGAUGAUUGUGGACAUUGGCACUGACAACUUAACUAUUGAACCUUUGAAUCAGAAAGGCAAGACUUUCCAGGCUGCUAUCAAUCAAGUGUUUCCUGCGGAAGAGGACAGCAAAAAGGAUGUAGAAGAUAAUUGUUCCCUUAUGUAUUUAAAUGAGGCCACUCUCCUUCACAAUAUCAAAGUUCGGUACAGUAAGGACAGAAUUUAUACCUAUGUAGCCAACAUUCUUAUUGCAGUGAAUCCAUAUUUUGAUAUACCUAAGUUUUAUUCUUCCGAUACUAUUAAAAAGUACCAGGGUAGAUCACUUGGAACAUUGCCACCACAUGUUUUUGCUAUUGCUGAUAAAGCAUUCCGUGACAUGAAAGUGCUCAAGAUGAGUCAGUCCAUCAUAGUCUCUGGAGAAUCGGGAGCUGGCAAGACAGAAAACACUAAAUUUGUUUUGAGGUAUUUGACAGAAUCCUAUGGUACUGGCCAAGAUAUUGCUGAUAGAAUUGUAGAAGCAAAUCCCCUAUUAGAAGCCUUUGGAAAUGCAAAGACUGUUCGCAACAACAACAGCAGUCGUUUUGGGAAAUUUGUAGAAAUUCACUUCAAUGAAAAGAAUUCGGUGGUUGGUGGAUUUGUAUCACAUUACCUUCUGGAGAAAUCUAGGAUCUGUGUGCAAGGCAAAGAAGAGAGGAAUUAUCAUAUCUUUUACAGGCUUUGUGCUGGUGCUCCAGAAGACAUUAGGGAAAAACUAUAUCUAAGCUCUCCCGACAACUUUAGGUAUUUAAAUCGAGGCUGUACCAGAUACUUUGCUAACAAAGAAACAGACAAGCAGAUUUUGCAAAAUCGCAAGAGUCCUGAGUAUCUCAAAGCAGGUUCCUUGAAGGAUCCACUCUUAGAUGAUCACGGAGAUUUUAACAGAAUGUGCACAGCAAUGAAAAAGAUUGGACUGGAUGAUGCAGAAAAACUUGAUCUUUUUAGAGUAGUGGCUGGUGUCCUUCACCUUGGAAAUAUUGAUUUUGAGGAAGCUGGGAGCACUUCAGGGGGCUGCACGCUGAGGCCGCGGAGCGAGCCGGCGCUGGAGUGCUGCGCGGCGCUGCUGGGGCUGGACCAGGAGGACCUGCGGGGCAGCCUCACCACGCGCGUCAUGCUCACCACGGCAGGGGGCGCCAAAGGAACGGUCAUCAAGGUACCCUUGAAAGUGGAACAAGCAAACAAUGCUCGUGAUGCCUUGGCUAAAACGGUUUAUAGUCAUCUGUUUGACCAUGUAGUGAACCGGGUAAACCAGUGUUUUCCAUUUGAGACUUCUUCUUUCUUCAUUGGAGUUCUAGAUAUAGCUGGUUUUGAAUACUUCGAACACAACAGUUUUGAACAAUUCUGUAUUAACUACUGUAAUGAAAAACUGCAGCAGUUUUUUAAUGAAAGGAUUCUGAAAGAGGAACAAGAACUUUACCAAAAAGAAGGCCUGGGGGUUAAUGAAGUGCGCUAUGUAGAUAAUCAGGACUGUAUAGAUUUGAUUGAAGCAAAAUUAAUAGGUGUACUGGAUAUUUUGGAUGAAGAAAAUCGUCUUCCCCAACCAAGCGACCAGCAUUUUACUUCAGUUGUGCACCAAAAACACAAGGACCAUUUCAGACUCUCUAUUCCUAGAAAGUCUAAACUGGCUGUUCACAGAAAUAUCAGAGAUGAUGAAGGCUUUAUUAUCCGACAUUUUGCAGGAGCAGUAUGCUAUGAGACGAUGCAGUUUGUGGAAAAAAACAAUGAUGCUUUGCACAUGUCCCUUGAAUCUCUUAUAUGUGAAUCCAAGGACAAGUUUGUUCGACAACUAUUUGAAUCUAACUCUAACAACAACAAGGAUCCCAAACAAAAAGCUGGGAAACUUAGUUUCAUCAGUGUGGGAAACAAAUUCAAGACUCAGUUAAAUUUGCUUCUUGAGAAGCUUCACAGUACUGGGUCUAGCUUUAUUCGCUGUAUCAAACCUAAUUUAAAGAUGACAAAUCACCAUUUUGAAGGAGGACAGAUCCUCUCUCAGCUUCAGUGUUCAGGAAUGGUGUCUGUUCUGGAUUUGAUGCAAGGUGGUUUCCCUUCGCGAGCUUCAUUUCAUGAACUAUAUAAUAUGUACAAGAAAUACUUGCCUGAAAAAUUGGCUCGACUGGAUCCUAGGCUCUUUUGCAAGGCACUAUUUAAAGCCUUGGGGCUGAAUGAAAAUGAUUACAAAUUUGGGUUAACCAAGGUGUUUUUUAGACCCGGCAAGUUUGCAGAGUUUGAUCAGAUAAUGAAGUCUGAUCCGGAUCACUUAGCAGAGCUAGUUAAACGAGUGAAUCGCUGGCUUAUCUGCAGUCGUUGGAAAGAAGUUCAAUGGUGUUCUCUCUCAGUGAUUAAAUUGAAAAAUAAGAUAAAAUAUCGAGCCAGUGCCUGCAUUAAAAUACAAAAGACUAUUCGUAUGUGGCUUUGCAAGAGAAAGCACAAACCACGCAUUGAUGGCCUGAUAAAAGUGCGUACCCUGAAGAAGAGACUUGAAAAAUUUAAUGAAGUAGUAAGUGCUCUGAAGGAAGGGAAAGCAGAGACAAGCAAGCAGGUCAAGGAGCUGGAGUAUUCUAUUGAUGCUUCAAUGACCAAAAUUAAGACCACUAUAAUGACUAGGGAACAGAUACAGAAAGAAUAUGAUGCUCUAGUUAGAAGCUCAGAGCAGCUUCUGAGUGCACUGCAAAAGAAGAAACAGCAAGAGGAGGAAGCAGAGAGGCUACGACGCAUCCAGGAGGAAAUGGAAAAAGAAAGAAAGAGACGUGAAGAGGAAGAACGACAACGAAGGAAGGAAGAAGAGGAAAGACGUCUGAAAUCUGAGAUUGAGGCAAAGAGAAAACAGGAAGAGGAAGAGAGGAAAAAGAGGGAAGAGGAAGAAAAGCGUAUUCAGGCUGAAAUCGAGGCUCAGCUAGCUAGAGAACAAGAAGAGGAAACCCAGCACCAGGCAGUUCUUGAACAGGAACGUCGUGAUCGUGAACUUGCAAUGAGAAUUGCCCAGAGUGAGGCAGAACUCAUCAGUGAUGAGGUUCAGCAUGAUUUAGGAUUGCGCAGAGCCAAUGGAGCAAAGCUGCAAAUGACUGCGGAACAAAUGGCCACAGAAAUGUCAGAAAUACUGUCUAGGGGCCCUUUAGUUCAAGCCUCGAAAGCUGCUGCUGGUACUAAGAAGCAUGAUCUCAGUAAGUGGAAAUAUGCAGAGCUUCGCGAUACAAUCAAUACAUCCUGUGAUAUUGAACUGUUGGCGGCUUGCAGAGAAGAGUUUCACAGAAGGCUAAAGGUAUAUCAUGCUUGGAAAUCCAAGAAUAAGAAACGCAAUACAGAAACAGAACAGCGUGCUCCCAAAUCAGUCACAGACUAUGAUUUUGCACCAUUUUUGAGCAACUCACCUCAACAGAACCCGACAACCCAGCUGCCAGCCAGACAACAAGAGAUUGAAAUAAACAGGCAACAGCGUUACUUCCGCAUACCCUUCAUCCGUCCCGCGGACCAAUACAAAGAUCCACAGAACAAGAAGAAGGGUUGGUGGUAUGCGCAUUUUGACGGGCCAUGGAUCGCUCGACAAAUGGAACUUCAUCCUGACAAGGCACCCAUUCUCCUUGUAGCAGGUAAGGACGAUAUGGAUAUGUGUGAGCUUAAUCUUGAAGAGACUGGCUUAACUCGAAAGCGAGGUGCUGAAAUUUUGCCGAGACAGUUUGAAGAAAUUUGGGAGCGCUGCGGAGGUAUCCAGUAUCUUCAAAAAGCAAUUGAAAGCAGACAGGCUCGCCCUACGUAUGCUACAGCUAUGCUGCAGAACCUAUUGAAAUAAGUGGUCAUUUUGCACAGUAGUGUUCGAGAUGAGAACCCUUGCCCGUGAUACAAAGGGAAGAGUUCCUCUGUGCGACAGAGGACGUAAACGUUCUAUAAUCGUACUAGAGAUGUUUAAUAUAAAGUGAACAGAUUUUAUUAAUCAUGUGGUUUGUUAAUUUGUACUUUAUGAUGUUUAAUUUGUGUAGUGAACUUCACUAGGUAUGAGGACCUUGAAGAAAUUUCAGUCAGUGUAGUUUGUUGCAUUUUGUUCAUAUGUUGCAUUUUCUUUAACGGUUUCUGUUAUAACUCUUAACGCUUUCAAGCAAUCUGUCUAUACUUGGGUACAUAUUACAAAGAGCUGCACUGCAACCACCUUUUUAUAAAAUCCCCUCUGUAAAACACUGAAUAGUUGGCUUCAAGCGGUGGCCUAGUAAAGAGGAUAUGCUGUUUCUCAUAACUGGAAUUGUGAGGCCUUAGCUUUGACUUCUGGAGAAGUUGGAGUAUACUCUUAUAUAAUCGGAGACAUUUUAUGUCCUGAUUUGAAAACUGGUUAGUGUCUGUAUUUACUGACUUUUUUCAGAAACUGAUGGGAAAUCCUCCUAAACUUGAGACCCAUAAAUUCCUAUUUAAUGCAUUCUCUGUCUUGGUUUAAGAGAAAUGGUUUUCUGUACAUUCUGAGAAGAGCGUUCAUAUAUGUCAAUGGUGUGUAAUGUUGGAGGUACACUGAGAAUGUACUGCUCAUUUGGGCUUGUACCACUUCUCUCUUAGUUUUUCUUUUUUCUCUUCAAGUACAAAUUUCCUUUAGACUUCUAUUUUUCUGACCAAAUUUCCAUUAGGAAUUCUUGGACAGUUUGUUUAUCCAGGUAGUGUAAUUUCAAUAUAUUAUGCAAAAGCGUCCAAGUCUUAGAUCUGGAGGCAUGUAAGAUUAAGGAUAGCAUAAGGGAAAUAUGUUCAGCUUUUUGGUGGCAGUGUAACUUAGCUGAAUGUUGAGGCCUGAGCCUCAGACAUCCUGUUUAUUUUAAUUGUAACGAGAUGCACAAGGUCUGUACCUUUUAUUAGGCUGUAUAAAGAUUUGGUCCAAUAACGUAAUGCAUCAUCUUAGUGCUGGGUGCUGAUGGAAUAGCAACAGUUUUUAGUAUACUGGAAUAUCAUAGUGAUUUGGACACUGAGCUUUAUCUCAGCCUCCUCUGUCAAGUUUCAUAGCUCGUAACAGUUCCCUUAUUAAGCAGUUUGGUUUGGGAGUUCGUGGGUGGGAAUUACUGAUUUCACACAGCUUCAAGAUGCACUUGUUCACUUAUGUGAACAUUGUUUCACCAUGCUGGCCAUUAUUUCAACAAAUUAAACUUGAUUAUUUAUUAUCUCUCCGAUGGGAAUUUGAAAUAUAGGUAGCUUGAUGUCCAGUUACUUAUUCAACCUGAUUUAAAAAUGAAGUCUUGCUCUACGAAUUGAGAAAGUUUGCUUACGCUAUAAAACAAUUUCCUCACCGUUUAUUCAGUUUGAAACCUCUUGGAAACUUUAGUUUUUAAAUGCAUAACUAUACUUACUUAAUAACUUUCAAGAGGUACAGUUCUGCAGCACAGAGAAAGCUCACGAUGCAUACAUCCUUGCUGACCUUGGAUUGUGCUUGCAUGCCACAGUCUGCUGCUUGUUAUAAAUGCACUCCUUACCGUAGUACUCGGGGAGAUAUUUGAGUAAUACCUUAACUCUGUAUGAAUCUGCUGCCUCAGGGAAUCUCCGCGUCCACUGCGUACCCACUCUACUUUUUGGUCACGUGAUUGCAAACGAGAAAAUGUUUUCAUUUUACCCAAACAAAUUCUUCACUGAAGCAGUAAUUUUUGGCUGGAAGAUGAAAGUGCAUCGGACUGCUGGCUAGCAAGUUGUGUACAAACCUGUACAGUGUUGCAUGAGUUUAAAGGUGCUGCUUAUGAAAUUUAAAUUACUGGUUUAAUGUGUUACUGAAUUGGAACCAAAGUUUCAGAACUUCCAGUCUCCAGAAACUUAGCCCUGCAAGAAGCUGUGAUCGUUCAUGCGACACAAGGAAGAAAUAAAAAUCACUGAACUGAUAGGACUGAGAUGCCCUACCCUGUAUUUAUUACUGUCUAGGUUUAACUUCUUGACUUAAAGCAUAAAGUCUCAGUUCAUAUGUGUGUGUGUAUAUAUAUACAUAUAUAAAAACCGGAUUUUAUGAGACUGAACAUGGUAAGCAAAGAACCUCAAUACUUAAGUGUAUGUGUAUACACAUAUAUAUGCUUAAAUAUUUUAUUACAUAUAUGUGUAAACAUACUUGUGGGGAACUUAAAAUAAAUAAAAUUGUUAACUGGAUUUUUCCAGUCUGUUCCUGUGAUUAUGCCAGGAUUUCCUUGACUGGCAUCAGAAAGAAAAUUUAUUUUUCAGAAUGGGGUGUAUGGAAAUUCUUGUUAACUAAAUGACUAACGAAUAUGAGCUAUCAGGAGAAUAAAAUUGACUUUGAAAUAGUGGAAGAGGAACUGGUGGCUGGAUGUUCUCAAAUGAGAUGUUCCCACCUCUCUGCGUUGCUCCAGCAGUAGGCCUGAGGCAAGCAAAAAAUGCAUUCCAAAAAUCAGGGUAUUCUAGUUUGCACAGUAGCAUGGUUGGUUUUGGGUUUUUUUUUUUUCCUGCACCAAAAGCAGCAUCUGCUUUUAGUUUUACUGAUCUUUCUGUGCAGCAAAAUUAAUUUUCAAUUAAUUUCAGAUCCCCCCCCUCCACGUCAGGCAAUAUUCAUCCGCUUACCGAUUGUUUCCGUUGUCCCAUCUACUGUGUCUGAUAAUUAUACUGUUGGAUUGUAGUAUUACCUAGUGCCCUACUGAUCUACGGCUAUAGAGAAAAAUGUAAUUUGUUUUUUAAAGCAAAAUGAUGAGGUAAACGUGUUGGCUUGGUUCUGUGUGUUUGAUUUUUAAAACACAAUCUUCCUGCCUCUCAGUGAAGUUGUCCGUUGUAGUUGAGAUCUUCUGCAUGAAACACUCCAGAAAACGAAGGAGAGGAAGAGAAUCACCGUGCCAGGCUACGUUCCUGACCGGGUGACCCAGGAACAUGAAUUGUCUAGGGAAUGCUACUUCGAGGACCACAAGGUCAUUAAAUACUUGUCUUUCAUCCACUGAUGAGAUUGUUUUUCUUUACCUAGCUGAAUCCUUUGGGUUUUUCUCCAAAAUCUUUAUUUAAAGUAUU